AUGCCUCCACCAGCAACGCUCCCCUCCUUGAAGUCGGAGAACAAUGGCCAGGAUCCAAACUCUGUGGUGCUGCCACUAGGGAAUGUCGGCUGGAGUAGAAGCGAACCUUCGAUGGACAGUCUUGACGUGUUCAAAGCGCUAUCUUCAUCUCCAACUGCCCUGCCUGAUUUGCGCCCUACUUGGGCGAAGCAGUCACAAGAUUCAGUAAAUUGUGGAAGUGGCAAAGGAGAGUUUCCUACGCUGUCGACCUCUGCUCAACGGCCCAGCACUUCGCGAAAAACUCGG
This is a messenger RNA of Cooperia oncophora, 285 nucleotides long. NCBI's taxonomy places the organism in Eukaryota, Metazoa, Nematoda, Chromadorea, Rhabditida, Trichostrongylidae. The record is from the annotation of a GenBank genome assembly.